This is a messenger RNA of Malania oleifera, 2298 nucleotides long. RefSeq lists its product as uncharacterized. The transcript is spliced from 4 exons. Lineage: Eukaryota; Viridiplantae; Streptophyta; Magnoliopsida; Santalales; Ximeniaceae. The record is from RefSeq and is a predicted model, not a curated record. The coding region runs from base 222 to 1085 and encodes 287 amino acids.
UCAGGACCAACUAGAAAACACAUUAUAAACUUUUUAGUUUAUUGCGAUAGAGGCACCGUGUUUCACAAAUCAGUUGAUGCCUCUGAUGUGCCAAGCAGAACAGCUGAAUAUUAUUUCAGGUAAUUUUCUAAUUUUAAUUGUAUAUGCAAAUAGUAUUAUGGACUUGCAUGUUUUUAAUUAAAUAGUAGUAAUUAUUGAAUCUAUAAUUUCAUUUCAGAUUAAUGGAUGAGGUGGUUGAAGAAAUUGGAGAGGAGAAUGUUGUUCAAGUAGUGACUGAUAAUGAAGCUGCAAUGAAGGCAGGAGGAAAAUUAUUGAUGCAGAAGAGGCCCAAUCUCUAUUGGACAGCAUGUGCAACUCAUUGCAUAGACCUUAUUCUUGAAGAUAUUGGUAAGAAAAGUAACGUGAAGAAGGUCUUAGAAGAUGCAAAAACAAUAACCUCAUUUAUUUACAACCACACAUGGACAGUGAAUUGCAUGAAGAAAUUCACAAAUAAUAGAGAGUUACUUCGCCCUGCCAUCACUCGAUUUGCCACAAAUUUCAUUGCUUUGGAGACUAUUGUCAGGCAUAAACAAGCACUAAGGGAAAUGUUUACAUCUGAUGCUUGGAAAAACUCAAGAUUUGGAAUGGCAAAAUCAGGCCCAGCAUAUGAUUCGAAGAAAAUUAUCUUAGGCAAAGAGUUUUGGCAAAAGGCCCCUGAUAUAAUUAAAGUGCAAGAACCCUUGGUGAAAGUUCUUAAAUUGGUUGAUGGUGAUGAAAAACCAACCAUGGGCUUCAUAUACAAGGCAAUUGAUAGGGCGAAGUUGGCCAUUCAAAAAGAUUGUCGGUUUUACAAAGACUAUUGGAAAAUUAUUGACAACCGGUGGAGUUUUCAGUUGCACCAAGAUUUGCACGCUGCUGGGUAUUUUUUGAACCCACAAUUUCUUUAUGGUGCCUCACCCUCUCCUGAAGUUGCUAGAGAAGUCAUGGAUGGAGUUAAAAAAGUGAUAACCAAGUUGGUACCCGAUAUAGAUACUCAAAUUCGAGCUAUUAAUCAAUUGUUGCUAUAUCGAGAUAGGCAGGAGACUUUUGGAACCCCAUUGGCUUAAAAGGCAGUGAAACAAACAAAUCCUGCUGAAUGGUGGAUUCAUUAUGGCUUGUGUGCUCCUGAACUCCAAAGAAUAGCAAUUAGAGUUCUUAGCCAGACCACAUCAGCUUCGAACUGUGAGCGUAAUUGGAGCACCUUUAGCCUCAUCCAUACGAAAACAAGAAAUAGAUUCAAGUACAUGAGACUACAAAAACUUGUUUUCGUACAUUACAACAUGAGGUUAAAGUUAAGACGUACAAUGAGAAGAAGCCAACGAGAAAUUGAAGAGGGUUUCAAUCCUAUCAAUUUGGACUACAUUUUCGAAGAAGAUGAUCCUUUAAGUCAAUGGUUAGAGGAGAGAGAGACACCACUACUCGACGGUCAGGACAAUUCAAAUUGGUUAAAUGAAGAGGUUGGUGGUACUACAGAAGGAGGUGAUCAACCACCAAUAAACGCGCAUGAUGAUUCAAGUUCAAGCCCUGAACGUACACAAAGUGAUGACAAUCUUGGUUUGAGCCCACCAAGUGAUGAUGAUGGUAAUAGUGGUGCUGGAGCUGAGGUUGGGGGGGGUGGCAGUGGUGGUGGUGGAGGCGGCGGUGUAGAAUAUAAUUAUGGAUAUGAUACAGGGAUAUCAUUUGGAAGGGAUAUAUAUCCUUCUGAUCCUUAUGGACUACAUGACAUACCUGAAAAUUAUGACUUGGGUAUUCCUCCAGGGAACCAAUCUUCACAACCCAGGAGAAUGAGUGCUCGUGGUGACCCUAACGAUUCUACUGAAGAUUCAUAUGGUGUGGUUCGUAGUUUUGGCGACUUUGGUUUAGAUGGUUCAUCAUCACAAUCAUAUGGAUCUCAUCCAGCAUAUCCACAUUAUGCAUCUCGUGACUCACAUUUUUAUCCCAGUGGAUCAGGAAUCUCAGGAUCUAGUGAGUCUUCUUCUACACACUACCCAGAGCCAGCCCCUGCCCCAACUUAUAGACAUUAUUCAGGAGAAUUUUCAUCACCAGUACAUUUUCAAGAGCAACAACAAAAUGACGUAAACUUGGGUUCAUUCAACUAUGUAUUUCCACAAGGAUGGGGAGAUAAUUUCCCAUCCCAAUCCCAAGAUACAGAUGCAAAUUAUGAAGACCCUCCACGUCAUUCUUUUUGGUGGUGACAUGUGUUAUGUUAUAAAUUUGUAAUAUUGUAUUCAUGUAUUUUCAACUAUUUAUUGAUAUUUGAUAUUAAUCACUUUUUAAAUU